Molecule: messenger RNA, 1861 nt
Organism: Aspergillus sclerotioniger CBS 115572
Lineage: Eukaryota; Fungi; Ascomycota; Eurotiomycetes; Eurotiales; Aspergillaceae
Product: MFS transporter
Exons: 5
Coding region: 253-1593 (446 amino acids)
Biological process (GO): transmembrane transport
Molecular function (GO): transmembrane transporter activity
Source: RefSeq, a predicted model, not a curated record
CUCGACUUCAACCGCACCCUCGGCACUCUACAGUCAUCACCUCACCACGACCCGCAAAGAUGGCAUUCAUCUACCAAUAUCGGGGCUUGCGACGCUAUGUGAACGAGCUGGUCGACGACGCCAGUCGCGUCCAGCACGAAACAUCCGCCGCGCCCCAGCAAACUUCCCCGAUAUUAUGAGGUAUCCUGGGCCACCCCACACGAUCCUUUCAACCCUCAACAAUGGUCCAAGACGCGACGAGUGUUUGCCACCAUGUGCGUGUGCCUGAUUGCUCUGGUCACCACCAUGGCUUCGGCAAUCGAUUCCGCCGUGCUAUCUGAAGCUUCCCAACACUUUGGUGUGGCACAGGUGGCCGAGUCCUUGGCAACUGGUCUUUACUUGAUAGGCUUUGGAGUUGGGGCUCUUAUCGCCAGCCCGAUGUCGGAAAUAGUCGGGCGAUUUCCGGUCUACAUCGGCGCUCUGGUUAUCUUCGGAGCUUGGAUUCUGGGAGCGGCAUUGGCCCCGAAUUUUGGGGCGCAGCUGGCUUUUAGAUUCCUGGCUGGACUCUGUGGUUCGGCUCCGUUGACCGUGGCCGGUGGCUCUAUCUCCGACGUUUGGAGUACUCUGGAGAAAACAUUCGGGUUUCCGAUGUUUGCCAUUCCGGGAUUUGGAGGUCCUAUUCUUGGUCCUGUCGUGGGAGCAUACAUUGGAUACAGCCCCCACAUCAAUUGGAGAUGGGCUGAGUGGAUCAUGCUCAUCUUCGACGGCCUAGUGAUUGUCAUCAUCUUUCUUUUCAAGCGUGAGACAUUCGCCCCGCAACUCCUUUACUACAAAGCUAGGUUCUUCCGCAAAGCGACCGGCGACGCGCGAUUCAAAACAGCGGCCGAGGCCUCUGGAACGGGAGACUUGCUGCCUGUGUUGGUGAGGAACUUCACUCGUCCGUGGCAGCUGCUCAUGGAGCCCAUCGUGAUCUUCUUCACUUUGUACUUAUCCAUAGUCUACAUCGUACUCUUCACGUUCCUAGACGGGUAUGUUUAUAUCUUCGCGGAAGUAUAUGGGAUCAAUGAGGGCUUGGCCAACAUUUGCUUCCUGGGUCUUUUCAUCGGUAUUCUCACUAGCAUGGUUCUCGUUCCGAUCCUGUAUCAUAGAACAGCCAAGCAAUUGCGCGAUGCUGGAGACGAUGGUUCUGGUCGCUUGUUGGAUCGGGAGUCCCGACUUUUCUUCGCUCAAAUCGGAGCCCCGGCAAUUCCGAUCGGUCUUUUCUGGAUGGGUUGGACUGACUAUGCUUCAAUCUCUAUAUGGUCACCCCUCGCAGCCUCGGUCGCUGUCGGGUUUGGAGUCAUUUGCAUCUUCCUCUCCGCCUAUAUGUACAUCAUCGACUCUUACCAGCAGUACGCAGCAUCUGCACUUACCUUUGUCGCAUUGGUACGAUAUCUCGCUGCAGGAGGAAUGACUGUCGUGGGAGUGCCGAUGUAUCGUAACCUUGGUACUCAUUGGACACUUACUGUGCUUGGGAUAAUCAGCGCUGUGGCUGCGCCUAUUCCCUACAUUCUCACUUUAUGGGGACCAUCUCUACGUAAGAGGAGCAAAUGGGCCACAGCUAUGUCUACCUGAGGUUCGUGACGUCUGGGCCAGUGUCUCCUGAGCCAGUGAGCAACCUGCUUGGUUUCCUUUCACAGUCAUCGUCGGAGAGGAUAUUGUGCAGGGUAUGACUUGAACGGUUGAAUGGAACGAGGCGGUCACUUUGACAUAGAUACAGAGCUUUUGAUGAACAGUUUAGAGGGUUUUGUUUGCGAGUGGGAUAGAGGUGUUUGCAACGUGUCUGAAAUUUGCAUAGAACUGUCGUGAUAUAGAGGUCGACUUUAUAUAAACAAAGUGACUG